UUUCAACUUUCAAGAAUCAAGAUACUCUGUUGAAUGCUUCACCGAAAGAAAGUUAUACAAGUUGAAAUGGUUAACGCACAAUUAAAUAAAGCGGGAAUUCUCCGCGUCUGUUUCUAAAAGCUUCCUUCACACACUACACACAGGGAGCUCGCAGAACUUCACCGUCCGAAAAUGGAAACGCCGAAGCACACAUGCCUGAAACUGGAAAUACGGGUGGACGGCAGAAAAACCGAACCCGUAUUCGUGAAGGGAACCUGGCACCGGACCCGCUUCGACCUUUCCAUAACCGACGGACUCCAGGCAUGGACUUGCCACGCUACUGAGGAGGAGGUCAAAGAGAGGGCUUCAAACUGGGACCAAACUGUGGCGGAUUACAUUGAUUUGGCCGAGAGGUAUCUCGGAGUUCAACAACACGGGUCGGUUUACGGGUUUGCGGAUGCUGGAAACGGAUGCAAACGGUUAUCAUGGACAUUUGAGAAGGAGGGUACAAAACUGGAAUGGCGGUGGAAAUGCCAACCUUCAUCUGAUAGCAAGAAAACCACAGCAGAGGUCUUGGACUUUCUCAUGGAUGCCAACAUAAGACUGAGUGAGGAAGUUGUCUGGAAAACACAAUCAUUUGACAGGCUCAAACUAGAAGCUGAAAAAUGUUUAGAACAAAGUGAGAAACUCAGCAGUGAGAAGGCAGAAUUUGAAUCUGAAAUCUAUGGGAAGUUUGUUAACGUGUUGAACUCCAAGAAAGCAAAACUGAGAGAUCUCCGAGAUCGACUCUCCAAACAAGCACCCCACCAGUUGCCAGAAGAGGAGGAAGAAGAGUCUACCGACAGGACCGAGAGCUUCGAUGAAGAAAGUGAUGAAGAGGCAGAAAAGAAUAGUGGUGCUUCCUCUAAAGAUGUCCCUGGUAGCAGUAAGCCUCGUGGUAGAAAACGGAAAUAAGCUAGUAUUACAGGUUUCCCGUUUUUGUUCCUGUCAC
This is a messenger RNA of Sesamum indicum (sesame), 970 nucleotides long. It is a transcript of the gene XRCC4, whose product is annotated as DNA ligase IV-binding protein. The record is from RefSeq and is a predicted model, not a curated record. Gene Ontology annotation, biological process: double-strand break repair via nonhomologous end joining; response to X-ray; positive regulation of ligase activity. Gene Ontology annotation, molecular function: DNA binding. NCBI's taxonomy places the organism in Eukaryota, Viridiplantae, Streptophyta, Magnoliopsida, Lamiales, Pedaliaceae. Gene Ontology annotation, cellular component: DNA ligase IV complex; DNA-dependent protein kinase-DNA ligase 4 complex; nucleus.